Messenger RNA from Gasterosteus aculeatus aculeatus (three-spined stickleback), 2127 nucleotides. RefSeq names its product family with sequence similarity 181 member B (gene fam181b). NCBI's taxonomy places the organism in Eukaryota, Metazoa, Chordata, Actinopteri, Perciformes, Gasterosteidae. The record is from RefSeq and is a predicted model, not a curated record.
UCCCUCCCAGCCCUUCACUCCCAAACUGGAAUGUUUACAGGAACUUCAUGAGCAGCAUCAGGACCGAGGGUUUGUCAGGGGUAAGAACAAGACAUGCUCUGAAGAAACUUUUGUCUCAGGCAGCACAGCGGAUGCCACAGGUGUAGCCGCUGGGCUCCGCAGAGUAAUGGCUGUUCAGACAGCAAUCAUGAACCCUCAGUUCAUGAAUUUCUGCUUCCCUGGCUCUGUGAUGGAGUACGACGUGGAGAAGAGUCUGGACGGGAGCCUCCUGGGUGAGGCGGAAACCGAAGAGGACUACAGAGAGACCACCAGCGACCUGCUGAGCUUCAUAGACUCGGCCUCCAGCAACAUCAAGCUGGCUCUGGACAAGCCGGUGAAAUCCAAGAGGAAGGUCAACCACCGGAAGUACCUGCAAAAGCAGAUCAAAAGGUGCACGGGCAUCAUAACGCCAGCAAACACGGCAGAGGCCCCGGUCAAGAGGCAGGGUUCCCCUGCGGCUCAGCCCUCGCAGAGCAAAACCCCACCCAAACGCGACGGGGUCCAGGCCAGCUUGCAGAGCAAGAGCUUGGCAGCCCUCUUCAGUCCUGUGAAGGACAUAAGGGGCGAAAGAACCAGGAAGCCCCCCCUGAGGCACCGCAAUCUACCCCCCUCUUUCUUCACCGAGCCGGCCAACUGCUCCAAAGUCAGCUCCACGUCCGGGAUGACGCUGAAGGACUUGGAGCGAGGCAACCCCGAGGCCGCCGAGUUCUUUGAGCUCCUGGGGCCCGACUACAGCAACAUGGUCAGCGAACAGGACCUUUAUCAAAGUGUCCGGGUACAGCCGGAGAUGGGAGGCCCGGAUCCCACUUCCUACGAGGCUCAGCAUUUGGUUGGCGGCCUCCUGUACUCGGAGCCCUGGACUAGCUACUCUGGACCCUGUAAGAAAGUAGGUGCGAGCCAGCCUCCCGUCUACUGUCCGUCUGAGGCCGCUUCUGUGUCCGUAGAGGACAACGCGCUGUGCACUUUGGCCUUCCCCAACUACUUCACGGACUGCUCCGCACCUCAGGCCACCUACGAUCUAAGCGGUGGUUAUAACAGAGCUAAUUAUUCAUCUCUAUGAGAAGGGGGACAUUUGUGGUGUUGAAAGUGCAGACAAAUGGAAGAUAAAAAUUGCUCAAUUUUAACACUAGUUUGAGAGAGUUGCUUAUUAUAUUUGUUUAUCUGUCACGCAAAUAAUUUCGUAACCGGAAUUUCUGCGAUUUGUGCCAAUCCCCCCUCAACAACAGCAACAACAACAACAACAACAAAAAAAUAUCCAAAGCUUUUCAAGUAACUGGAUGGCUUGUACCUCUUGUGUCACUCAACAUGUCAGUUUCAUCUACCGACUGUUCUGUUUAAUAUUAAAAUGCUUCUCAAGUGGAUGUUGUUUUCAUUACCUCAGGCAAUUUCUAGCAACAUUGGGAAGGAAAAAUACAGCUCUUUUCAUUAGGAUAUAUCUAAUCAGUCAAUUCAUUCUAACGUGUUUGUGUUUCCUAAAAAAGUCAAAAGCAGAAAUAGUUGUCAGCUUACUCCACUAAAAGUGCUGUUAGAAAAAAAAAACGUAUCACUGAAAUCACAUUCAACAAAACAUGUUGAAACAAUCUAUUCUACGGAGAAGGGAAAACACACUCUGCUCAAAUUAUUUUUACAACAAUGUGUGAUGCUGUGUUUGUAUUCCAACGUUUUACAGCCCUCACAGAGUGGCAGAGUGACCACUUGUAUCCAGUUUUUUGGAAGCGCCCUAAAUGUAUCGAGCCAUUGCAAGACGACAAAAUAAAGCUGGUCUUUAUUACUGUGAUGCAAGUGUUUGUGUGAAUUGCUUAUCAUGGAUGUAGUGAUUUCCCGACUACCAGAGGGUACAAAGGCGCCGCAUGGAAUAAAGUGUGUGUCUCUACAAGGUAUUCAUACAGUUUCGGGCAAAUUUGAGAAAAAUAUGACCAUAUGUAAAUAGAUACAGAUAAAUACAGGGGAGUCAGGUCAGCAAACUUUGCUCAGUGUUUUAAAUGUUUUUACCGAUGUGUGCUUGCUCUGAUUUUGUUCUUACUUGCUGGAUUUUAUUUGUUGUAUUUGGUGUUGCAUUUAUUUAUUAAAGCACUUUAUGAGCCUUUG